Messenger RNA from Saxophila tyrrhenica, 1266 nucleotides. RefSeq lists its product as uncharacterized. Lineage: Eukaryota; Fungi; Ascomycota; Dothideomycetes; Mycosphaerellales; Extremaceae. Bases 1 to 1266 code for a protein of 421 amino acids. The record is from RefSeq and is a predicted model, not a curated record. The transcript has a single exon.
AUGGCAGCAGCAACAAACCCCCCCUGGUCCCGUGGCAUGCGUGGUAUGCAAGUACAUGCCGUCCCCGAAAGCGACCGCGCCUUCGACUCUCAGGGUCGCAAACUGCCCUGGGGCUACUCACUCGACCCAUCUGCUGCUACGAACGGUCCGCUGCACGGAGAACCCGCCGAGAAGGGACCGUUCGGCCGCUCGCUCAGACGCAGCAGAAGCACCUUGAGCAGAAGUCGCAGCAAGACUGCAGACCCCACACGACUGGAUGACAAGCUGAAGGCGGAUCAGCAGCAGGCGGAGGAUGCGGUGUUUGGAAGUUUGAGGAGGCGGGAUAGGGAGGUGUUGGGUGAGGUGGAUGGGAAUACAGUUGCUGGAGCGCAGCAGGGAAUGGUGUCUGGGACACAGGGCGGCAAGGGAGAGAUUGAGGCUACGGAGGUCAUGCUUUAUGGGUUUGGCGAGGAGCUACAGUGGGCGGCGCUGGAUCAUUACGAGAGGGUCAGCGGUGGGACCGUGCUGGAGGACUACGAUCGCCAGGCGCCUGGGCAGCGAUAUGAUGUCGCGCGAUCUCUGAGCAGAGCCACGGGUCAAAGAAGCUUGUCACGUGCAGCGCUGAGGAAGAAGAACACGUUUGCUGGAGGAUUGCACUGGAUCAAAAUAACCUUCGACUCGCGAGGUGCCGCAGAACUGGCAUGCGCUCGGAGUCCGCACAUUAUCAGAGGCCACCUCGUCUACGCCGAACCAUACCUCGGACGCGGCCCAGGCAGAGACGAACCGAUCUACGCUUCCCAAGCAGGAGCCCAGAUCACCGACCCCGUCCUCCCACCCAGCUUCUCGACGAACACUCUCAACAUAGGAGGUAGCCCGAACAGCUCCGCAACAGCAAGCUCCGCCACCGCCACCGCACCCCGCAACCAGAGCCUUCCGCACUCCCAGUCGACACCGACCCUCGCCAACACCUCCCCCUCCUCAACCACGACCCUCCAGCCGCAACCCAACCAAUCGCUAGCUGCACAACCAUCCCAAGCAACCAUCCGACGCCGCCGCAUCUCCGGCGUAACACCCGCUCAAAUCCUACCCGUCGACGCAGCGCUGAUGCCGAAACCGCCGAAGAAGUCCUGGAGCAGUUUGCUCGGCGCCGGAGAAGUGAUCGGCUCCACCGUCCCUAAGAGGGAGGAUGGGAGUUUCGACUACGCUGGCGCGGGCGUGUAUUGGCGGGUUUGGUGGUGGGUGGAUCGGGUGCUGGGGACGGAUUGGUUGGGGUUGAAGGGAGAGUGA